This is a messenger RNA of Dunckerocampus dactyliophorus (ringed pipefish), 3283 nucleotides long. It is a transcript of the gene bpnt2, whose product is annotated as 3'(2'), 5'-bisphosphate nucleotidase 2. NCBI's taxonomy places the organism in Eukaryota, Metazoa, Chordata, Actinopteri, Syngnathiformes, Syngnathidae. The record is from RefSeq and is a predicted model, not a curated record. The transcript has 9 exons. Gene Ontology annotation, molecular function: 3'-nucleotidase activity. Gene Ontology annotation, biological process: phosphatidylinositol phosphate biosynthetic process. Gene Ontology annotation, cellular component: endomembrane system. The coding region runs from base 315 to 1349 and encodes 344 amino acids.
AAGCAACCCGGAAGAGAUGUGCGCCACUGGUGACCCGUAGUUCGCCGAGGAGGGAGCUGCGGGGACAGACACAGGAUUGUUCUGGUCUGGCUUCGAUAACUGGAAAAAAAAAUGGCUCGCGUCUUCGAGCGUCGGAACCAGAAAAAAGUGUCAUGAAAGGAAAUGUCAAUUCUAACAGAAGACGCGUUGGGGCGUUAAGAUCGAUCUGUUGCGACGUCGACGGUAAAAGCCACGUCAGUCGGCGUGCCAAUUGCAUUCCUUCCGGUCUCAUUGCUGCCGUCAUCGAGUGAAAAGGUCCAAGUGUUUUUGCGACCAUGGCUCCCAUGGGCAUCCGCCUGUCACCGCUCGGCGUGGCCGUCUUCUGCCUUGUCGGAGUGGGCAUUUUGUACCACCUUUACGCCGAGGUCAUCUCCAGCAGACUGGCAGCUUUCAGGAGGAAGAAGAACAUAGAUGUUAGAGAACUUCUGGCUGCAUCCGUGGAGGCUGCAGUUCUUGGAGGCAAAGAGGUGAAGAAGGUGCGUGCCGAAAACAGUUUGAAGGAGAAGUCCAAGGGCAAGACAAAGGAGGGGGCCAACGAGCUUCUGACUCUGGGUGACCUGCUGUCGCAUAGAAAGAUGUACAACCUUCUCAGGAACACCUUCCCUGAGGUCACGGUAAUCAGCGAGGAACAUGACAACUUGGUAGAUCAGGCCGCCGUCUGGAGUCGGGUCAUUCCAGCGGAGAUACUCGACAAGAUUGAAGGAGGCAAGGAAGUUCCUGCUGAGCGUGUCACGGUGUGGAUCGAUCCUCUAGAUGCCACGCAGGAAUAUACAGAGAACCUAGUGAAGUACGUGACCACGAUGGUGUGUGUGGCUGUGGACGGUAAACCAGUGAUAGGGGUCAUACACCAGCCGUUCACCGGCUUCACUGCGUGGGCUCUGGUGCAUCAGGGAUCCAACAUGUCUGUUCGCUCAGCCUACAGCGUCAGCCCUCCUAAAGUCAUCGUGUCGCGUUCCCACUCAGGGAAAGUCAGAAGCUAUAUCCACGAUGCUUUUGGAAACAGUACAGCCAUCAUACAAGCAGGAGGAGCAGGGUAUAAGGUCCUGUCACUCUUGCAAAUGCCGCCAGGUGAUAAAGAGGCCAUAGACCAAGCCGAUGUUUACAUUCACAUCACUUUCAUUAAAAAAUGGGACAUCUGUGCUGGUGCAGCACUUCUGACUGCAAUGGGGGGACACAUGACAUCUCUGAAGGGAGAGGACAUUGACUACAGCGGGACGCCUCUCACCAAAGGAGGACUGGUGGCCAGCGUGAGUGUGGAUCAUAAGGCCAUACUGGGGAGGCUGCCAAACUGGGAUCCUGAUCAGCAGUGAAAGACCUGACACCAAAAUGGCUAGUACUGUCAUUUGAGAGCUUGUUUUUCCAGGAGUGUGGUGGACUAGACAUAACAAGACCUCACAAUGAAGACAAGUCAAGCCUGCCGUCAGUCACACAAUUCAUUGCUAUCGGCACCGUGGCUGGGCAGGGCGGCAGAGCCAACAUGGCCGCCACGGGGAACCACACUCCUCGACAUGAAUACACAGCACAGGUGCCGCAUGGUAAAAUGCUACAUACAAGGGCGGGACGCUUCAGAAACAUAAAGCAAGUCAUCAGCAAAUCUAAAUAAACCAAACACACAAGAUAGAAAAGGAUGCAUGUUCUUUCAUUUUCAUGGGAAGGCUCUUUCACGUACAAAAAAAACCCAUACGAUUUUUUUCCCAUCAAAGAAUUUUAAUCUAAUGAAUCCGUUCCAGACACCCAAAAAUAUUAGCAAAAAAAUUGCAUGCGCCAGGAUGGAGCUUGCGGACUUUCCCGUACAGCCUGGUGAGAUCAGCCGCGCGGAUGCCAUCUUUGUGCUUUGCCAUGAGUGCUUUCUUGAAUUCAAUAGUGUUUCUCGUUUUCUUGAUCAAACUGCCAACACUCAUAACAUUCUUUGGCCCCGUGGUGAGUUAUUCAGCAGUCGCACUCAGUUUAAAAAAAAAACAAAAAACAAAAGUAAGUCAGCAACGCGUAGGAUGCUUUGUUUGGGCACUCGGUUCCUCGAAAUAAUACAAUACAGGAACAACUGUGUAGUUACGCGCAAUAUAGUCAUCACCAAGACUGUACGAAGAACGAGGCAAAGUUUUUUACAUUUCAUACCCGGUGCAGAUGAGACGCCAUACCAGCACGCACCAAACAUGGUGUGAACAUGUUGAACCGUUUCACCCACUGAACACUGAAUACGAGUGUGUGUUCUCUCCUACCUUCAGCUUCAGCUGUUGCGGGCUGUUAUGAUGCACGGCACACAUGACGAGUGCACGAACUGGACUCAUGUUGACUUGAUGCAGGACUCGGGCCAACUACCAGACUGGGAGUGGCUUGAAUGAUCCAGCGAUACCUCCACAAGGAUGUGAUGUUGGCAUGUAAAUAUCAUUUAUGGUUUGAGUCGUUCAGGUGAUGAGUCACCUGGGAAUAAAAAUAGUGCCAUUAGUUCCGUGAAGAGGCUCUUUUACUUUGUGCCCAAAUGUAGUCCAUCAUUUUGUUGCGUCAAUUGAAAGCAAUGUAUUAAUUCAAUCAGAUAUGAAGAAUAUGGGCCAUGACGCUCGUGCAUAAUUGCCUCCAGACUCGCCAUUUUGUGUACAAUAUUCUUAUUUCUCCCGGAAGCCCACUCAAAACUACUUUGGGGUGAAGUUGGCAUACCAAACUGAAUCGCAAAAAUGAACUUUGCACGCUUAUUGACCAUCUUCUUGAUAUUUAAUUUGAUAAAUCGAUGUAAGUAAGAAAAACAACAUUUUCGUUUAUGUUGCUCUGGUUUAAAAAAAAAAAUGAAAUCUUUGAAUUCACCCGGAAAAUGUUCGGAGGGGGCGUGGCCAGCCUGUGUCGCUAACACCGGCACACCGCUAGCGCACAAGUCCAUAUUUCAGCUGCCUCCGCUUUCCGAUUUAGGCAAAAGCCUCUCAAUUUAUCAUUUUGUGUAUUCUUAACUCCCCCGACACUCCUGUCGUCUUGUACGUAUGUUUACCCGCACGCCCAAGUCCACGUAAAACUACUUGGGGUGAACUCUGCGUACCAAACGGAAAAAACAUGAUUUUGGUGUAUUUGUUGUGUUUUAUUUUCUCAAUGUUACUGUGAAAAUGUCAACCAAAUGGACUAAAUGAAUGAAAUGUAUUGAUGAUGAUGGCCGUGACAGAAAUACUGUAGGUUAGAAACCGAAACAAGUAGAAAAUGCUUUGAUUCAUGUUUCAUUUAGCACAUUUUCUGUUUUCAAUAAAUAUUAUGCUUGAUCAAA